GACUUGAGUUUGAUGUGUGAAGUGAAUUCUAAUUCAAUUUUUAGAUACAAAAAUAACGACGAUUAUUUAUUUGCAGAUACACAUGAAUUUGCGUUGAAUAAAAAAAUAUGAUAAGUAAUUGUAAAAAAAUAUAUCGGUAAAAUGAUGAGAACUUCUGAAUAUUUACAUUAAUCUGAAUUUCUUGUUAAACUUAUCAGUGUUUUUGUUAUUGAUGUGAGAUUGAAACUGCAUUAUUGGAGUAUUGCGGCAAUUUGUUGAUCCGUCGUUCUGUAGAUAUUCAUGCGAUGCAGCGGGCGCCGGAGCUAGUGAAAGAGAAUGUGCGGGCGGCGGGCGUGGUGCCGCUGCGAUGGCUGCUGGGCGCCGCGCUGGCCACGGCGCUGACGCUGCUGGUGGCCGCGCUGGCGGACCGGCGCCUGCCGGCCGCGCUGGACCGCACGGCGCCGCCGGAGCACUUCAUCGCGCAGAUCGCACACGAGCAUCUCGUCAACAUCACGUCCAUCGGCCCUCGGGUGGCGGGCAGCUACGAGAACGAGGUGGCGGCCGUGCGCGUGCUGGUGGCGGCGGCGCGCGCGCUGGCGGCGCAGGCGUCGCCGCACAACCGCGUCGACUACGACGUGUUCACGGCCAGCGGCGCCUUCUCGCUCACCUUCCUCGACGGCAUGAGCAACGUCUACCGCGACGUGCAGAGCGUGGUGGUGCGCGUGCGCGGCGCGGGCGGGCGCGGCGGCGCGGCGCGGCGCGCGCUGCUGCUCAACUGCCACUUCGACACCGUGCCCGACAGCCCGGGGGCCAGUGAUGACGCGGCGGGCUGCGCGGUGGGGCUGGAGGUGCUGCGCGCGCUGGCCGCGGGCGCGCCGCUGCGCCACGACGUGCUGCUGCUGCUCAACGGCGCCGAGGAGAACAUCCUGCAGGCGUCGCACGCCUUUGUCACGCAGCACCCCUGGGCGAAGUCUUUGCGCGCCUUCAUCAACAUGGAGGCGUGCGGCGCCGGCGGGCGCGAGGUGCUGUUCCAGGCCGGCCCGCACGACCCCUGGAUCAUGGAGGUGUACGCGGGCGCGGUGCCGCACCCCUUCGCGUCGUCGGUGGCGCAGGAGCUGUUCCAGAGCGGCCUCAUCCCGGCCGACACCGACUUCCGCAUCUUCCGCGACUACGGGAACCUCUCAGGCGUGGAUCUGGCGUGGAGCAGCAACGGCUACGUGUACCACACGGCGCUGGACACGGCGGCGCGCGUGCCGGCCGCCGCGCUGCAGCGCACGGGCGACAACGUGCUGGCGCUGGCGCGGGGCCUGCUGCGCAGCGCGCGCCUCGAGGCGGCCGUGGAGCUGGAGGAGCAGCCCGUGUUCUUCGACGUGCUGGGCUUGCUGGUGGUGUCGGCGCGCGCGCCCGCCGCGCUGGCUGCGCUGCUGCUCGUGCUGCUGCUGCUGGCGGCCGAGCUGGUGCUGUCGGCGCGGGACGCCUCCAAACAGCUGUACAUGCCGCCGGGCGCGUGGGUGCGCGUGGUGGCGCGCGCGGCGCUGGGCGUGCUGCUGUGCUGGCUGGCGGGCGCGGCGGCGGCGUUGCUGCCGGCGCUGCUGCUGCACGCGGCGGGUGCGCGCCUCGCGUUCUACUCGCGCGCGUGGCUGCUGCUGUCGCUGUACGCGGCGCCGGCGCUGUGCGGCUGCUGGGCGGACGCGCGGCACACCUGGGGCACGUGGCUGGGCGGCGGCGCGGCGCGGCUGGCGCGAGGCUGGUGGGCGUGGCGCGCGUGGCGCGACGCGCUGGCGCUGUGGAGCGGCGCGGCGGCGGUGGCGGGCGCGGCGUGCGGUGCGCGCUCGGCGUUCGUGCCGCUGCUUUGCGCGCUGCCGGCGCUGGCGGGGCUGCUGUGCCGGCGCGGAGCGCGCGGCGCGGCGCUGCACGCGCUGGCGGCGGCGCUUCCCGCGCUGCAAUGCGCCUACCUGGCGCUAAACUCCGUGCAGAUGUUCGUGCCCAUCAUGGGCCGCGCCGGCACGCCGCUGCUGCCCGCCGACGUGACGAUGGCGCUGCUGGUGGCGCUGCUCACGCUGCUCACGUUCAGCUGGAUGCUGCCGCUCGUGGUGGCCGCCAGGAACCCCAACCUCUUGCUGUACUGCGGCAUGGCGCUGUGCGCGCUGAGCGCGGCGCUGGCGCUGGGCCCGCUGCGCGCGCCCUACACGCUGGAGCGGCCGCAGCGCCUCAUGCUGUUCCACACGCGCCGCACCGUGCACGGCGGCGGCGCGCCGCGCGUCGAGCACUUGUACUGGGUGCCCGAGCUGGACGCCAACACGCCCGCCACCGUGCAGCAUGUAGUGUCCGCGGCGGCCGGCGCGCGCGCCGAGCCGUGGAGCAGCGCGGAGGAGUGCGCGCGCUGGGCGUACUGCGGCGCGCCCUACUUCCUGCCCGUGCUGUCGCUGGUGGCGCGCGGCCAGCGCCUGCGCGCAUCCGAGCCGCCGCGUGCUGAGCUGCGCGUGCGCGCCGCCCUCGAACGCACGGCCGAGCCGCUCCGCCGCACGCUCACGCUCAACAUGACGGGGCCGGCGCACGCCGUGGUGAUCCUGGCGCCGGCGGCCGGCGCGCGCGUGCCGUGGUGCGACGCGGUGCGCGGCGCGCCGCAGGCCGGGCCGCGCUGGGGCGCGCGCCGCACCUACUUCAUCGCGCUGCACGACGCGCGCGCCACGCCGCACGCGCGCUGGACGCUCGUGUGCCACGUGCAGAAAGGGCCGGGCGCGGCGGGUGCGGCGGAGGGACAGGGCUGGGUGCAGGUGUCGGCGGCGGGGCACGCCAUGGCGGGCGCGGCGCAGCGCACGGCGCGGCACGCGCAGCUGCUGGCGGCGCUGCCGGCGUGGAGCGCGCCCACGGGCUGGGGCGUCGACCUGCACCUCAUGGAGCUCUAGCCGGCGGCGUCUCCACAGCGGUGACCGGUGAUGCAAAUGCGCGCCCACUUCGCAGUCUAAUAUUGCUGAAUGUCAUCACACGAGUGUAGUCAAAUCAUUUCGUGUUGACCGUAAGUAGGUGACGGUCGGUGGAGGUUUAAUGUGUUUAUUUUAGUCGGGUGCUUGUCAUAGUUAAGUAUGAGUUUAUCGAUUUGUUAAUUUAUCAAUUUACGACGGAUGAUAAUAAAUUAAGAUCCAUCGCGCGGUCGACUAGUCGCCCGGCUACUCGGUCGACGAGAUGGUAUGGGAGUGCGCAUAGACACGGUGACUUCCACAUACACCGACGACCGAGUCGCCGGGCGUCUAGUCCGAUAGACCGUGCGUAGGUAAUGAGUCUAAAGGUGUCGUCACGAAUUUUAUUGCCAAAAGAAAAA
Messenger RNA from Maniola jurtina (meadow brown), 3301 nucleotides. Its product is annotated as endoplasmic reticulum metallopeptidase 1-like. The record is from RefSeq and is a predicted model, not a curated record. Lineage: Eukaryota; Metazoa; Arthropoda; Insecta; Lepidoptera; Nymphalidae. Gene Ontology annotation, molecular function: metalloexopeptidase activity. Gene Ontology annotation, biological process: proteolysis. The coding region runs from base 285 to 2888 and encodes 867 amino acids. The transcript is spliced from 15 exons.